CCGACAUCGUCGUCAUCUUGUCUGCCAAUUGCCCGCUCAAGCCACCAGAACAGCGGCCAGACCGAAGAGAACAAAGAGCAUGGCUGACGAAACACGAGAACGGCGUCCGAACCCGCGCGGCUGGCGGCCGCCGGUCGCGCCAUACGAUCCCUACGAUCCGACCGACCAGCGGCCGGCGGAGGGCUAUCCCUCAGAAUACAACGAGCCGAUCGCGAAGAAUUGGCGGGUGCAGGCGGGCGAGAAUCCGAAUUACAGAAUGUUUAUUAACCGGAUGCGGAUGAAUGCGUUUCCGGGAAGUGCGCCGCCUAGCGAUCUGUAUUAUGGGCGGUUGAAAGUACUGAGGAAGUCGAGGAAAGGAAGUGGGUUUCUGAGCGGGACGCAUUAUGCUAGUUUGCUUCUGUGUGGUGGUAUCAUUUUCUUUGGCACGUUCUUCUAUCGCUGGAACGAUGGAUACAGUAAUGUCUUCACCGGACCCUAUCGCCUCCAACUCCGAGUACGAAAAGCCCUCGGCUUCCGCCUUUCGAAAGAACAAGAAGAAGAUCUCCUUCACGUCCGUCACCGCGGCCAGACCGACCGCGUCAUCGAUCCUGUGACCGUCAACACCUCAGACCUCAACAACUCAGACUGGGCGCUCGAGCGGCCGCGUCGGUCUCAUCUUUUGGAAGCUGAGCGGAUUAGAUUGGAGAACGAGGAGCGCGCGUUGGCGACCGCGCUGCGGAUUACCGGCGAGGCGGGACAGAGCACGGGGUUGGGUCAGAGUGAGGGGGUGCCGCAGCAGCAGCAGCAGGGUGGGAAGAGCUGGUACCAGUUUUGGAAGAAGUAGGGUGUACAUAGACGGAGGUAUAUGGUGGUUUGUGUAUAUAGAGUUGGUAUAUUGUAUUAUACGCGGCAAUGGCAUCAUUUCGAAUUAAAUCUCUCUGCA
Messenger RNA from Myxozyma melibiosi, 922 nucleotides. RefSeq lists its product as uncharacterized. The record is from RefSeq and is a predicted model, not a curated record. The coding region runs from base 80 to 823 and encodes 247 amino acids. The transcript has 3 exons. NCBI's taxonomy places the organism in Eukaryota, Fungi, Ascomycota, Lipomycetes, Lipomycetales, Lipomycetaceae.